This is a messenger RNA of Hypomesus transpacificus, 2229 nucleotides long. RefSeq names its product kelch-like family member 40a (gene klhl40a). The record is from RefSeq and is a predicted model, not a curated record. Gene Ontology annotation, molecular function: protein binding. Lineage: Eukaryota; Metazoa; Chordata; Actinopteri; Osmeriformes; Osmeridae. The transcript is spliced from 6 exons. Bases 144 to 1979 code for a protein of 611 amino acids.
UGCAAGCUAACCAAACCUAGUUUUGUCACUCUCUUUGCGUAACACUGUGAAUACUGGCAGCACUGUUCUGCCAUGGGAAGCAAGUAGGGUGCCCCCCAUCCUAACUACUCCCACCCACAUUAUUGAGCGAGGUAAAGGACAAGAUGGCCGCCCUGACAAUAGACCCGGUGGAGGAGCCACGAAUGUACCAGCAGACGCUCCUUCAGGACGGGCUGUGCGACCUGCUGGAGAAUGACAAGUUUGUAGACUGCGUCCUCAAGAUCCAGGACAAGGAGUUCCCCUGUCACAGGUUGGUGCUGGCCGCCAGCAGCCCUUUCUUCAAGGCCAUGUUCCUCUCUGAUCUGGAAGAGAGCAAGAAGAAGGAGAUAGUCCUCAAAGAUGUGGAACCCGGCGUCAUGGCCAUGAUAGUUCGUUAUAUCUACACCUCUGACAUUAACCUGACAGAGCAGAACGUCCAGGAUAUCUUUAUGGUGGCAAACAUGUACCAGAUCCCCUCCAUAUUCUCCGUGUGUGUCUCCUACCUGCAGGAGAAGCUGGUGCUGGGAAACUGCCUGGCUAUCUUCAGGCUAGGGCUGCUGCUGGACUGCCCCAGGCUGGCUGUGACUGCCAGGGAGUUCAUAUGUGAGCGCUACCACCUCAUAGUAAGAGACCAGGACUUUCAUCAGCUUGGCCCUGGAGAGUUAGCCGCCAUCAUUACCUCCGACGCUCUAAACGUGGAGCGGGAAGAGGUAGUGUUUGAAUCUCUAAUGGACUGGGUCAACUAUGAUAAGGAGGACCGGCUAAAGGACCUGCCCGAUCUGUUGCACUGUGUACGCUUCCGUCUGAUUCCUAAGGAAUACUUUUCCAAGAAGGUUGAAAGCCACAAGUUGAUCCAGUCCAACCCAGAUAUCAAAAAAGAGCUGCAGCUCAUCAAGGAUGCCCACAAAGGAGUUUUCCCCAAGGCCAAGAAGCCUGACGACAUGAAGUCUGGGGCAGAGGGCGGGGAAGAAAAAGAUGAAGACGAGGAGGGUCUGCUUCCAGGGAUCCUCAAUGAUAACCCUCGGUUUGGCAUGUUUGAGACGGACCUGAUACUGAUGAUCAGCAAUACGGGGGCUGUAGCAUACGACCCCGUGGGGAACGAGUGCUUUGUGGUGUCUGAGUCCACAGAGAUUCCCAAAAACCACUGCAGCCUGGUAACCAAGGAAAAUCAGGUGUUUGUGGCAGGAGGACUUCUGUAUAAUGAGGACAACAAAGACGAGUCCUUCAGCUCCUACUUCCUUCAGUUUGACCCUGUGAGUUCAGAGUGGCUGGGGAUGCCCUCACUGCCAAACCCUCGCUGUCUCUUCGGCCUGACCGAAGCAGAGAACUCCAUCUUUGUUGUGGGUGGCAAGGAGCUGAAAGAGGGAGAGCAUGUCCUUGACUCCGUCAUGAUCUACGACAGACAGUCAUUCAAAUGGGGGGAGUCCGAUCCUCUUCCUUAUACAGUCUAUGGCCAUGGAACUGUGUCACAUAAAGGGCUUGUCUAUGUCAUCGGAGGGAAGGCAGAAAGCAAAAAGUGCAUUAGGAGGAUGUGUGUCUACAACCCCACCAAGUUUGAGUGGAAGGAGCUGGCCCCCAUGAAAACAGCCCGUUCUCUGUUUGGGGUCACCGUCCAUAAAGACCAGAUCUACGUAGCGACGGGGAUCACGGACUCAGGCCUCACCAGCGUCGUGGAGGUUUAUGACAUUGCCACCAACAUGUGGUCCGAGUUUUUGGAGUUUCCCCAGGAGCGUAGCUCGCUCAGUCUGAUCACCAUGGAAGGGUGUCUGUACGCAGUAGCGGGCUUCGCCAUGAUGCCCAGUGAGACCAGCGAGAAGCCAGUACCCACGGAGAUGAACGACAUCUGGAGAUUUGAUGAAGAGGAGAACUGUUGGAAUGGGAUCUUGCGAGAGAUAAGCUAUGCAGCAGGUGCCACAAUUCUUCCUGUGAGACUCAACACCCUGCGUCUCACUAAGAUGUAAUCAUCAAGACGUUUCACCCACAGAAUGAAGAUGCCACUGCUAAUGAACUGUUUCUGGGAAAAACACUUGCAGUGUGGAAUUUUGACGCUCUGAAGUUUUGAAGUUUUGCCUACAAACAAUUUCCAGUAGGGGGAGCCAAAAUAUGAAAAAUGUCUGUCUUUCUGAAAGGUGUUUGUUAAAAUCGAAUUUGUACAUCUUUUUUGCUUUUUGCUAUGUUUUAUGAGCAGAAAUAAAAAACAAGAUGGGUUUC